Solenopsis invicta (red fire ant) is the source of this 2909-nucleotide messenger RNA. RefSeq names its product GTP-binding protein Rit2 (gene Ric). The record is from RefSeq and is a predicted model, not a curated record. The coding region runs from base 360 to 1097 and encodes 245 amino acids. Gene Ontology annotation, biological process: Ras protein signal transduction. The transcript is spliced from 5 exons. Gene Ontology annotation, molecular function: GDP binding; GTP binding; GTPase activity. NCBI's taxonomy places the organism in Eukaryota, Metazoa, Arthropoda, Insecta, Hymenoptera, Formicidae. Gene Ontology annotation, cellular component: plasma membrane.
GUUGAGACGCACGCGCAGAUAUCAAUGUCGUGGCUGUCACGUUCUCCGCGAAUCUGUCAAGUUCGGUCCGCGCAGUGAUGAUCAGCGCGCGUUCCGACCGCCUGACAACAAAUAAUGCUACGCGGUGCCACGAGGACCUGAAUUUCAACGUGCUUCUGACGUCCAUACGUCAAACAUGAGUCACGGUGUCGUCCACGACGUCCGUCGCUCAGCAGCCGCCGGCAACAACACGGGUGUGUCCACUGAAUCGGUCGCGCUCCGAUACGGUGCGAUCAAGUGUGCCAGUCGCCGCUUCGCCGUAGGGUAAGUGUGUCGGUGCUCGUCGCGAGUACACACGUACGGUACGUACGCAAGCCGGUAUGCACGGCCGACCAGCCGCCACGAUGACCGCGGCGACGUCGGCGGCUGGCAUUCCGCAGGACAGAAACUUCGCCUGCAACGGCAAGGACGACGUGCCGGUGGUAACGCAGCCCACCAUCAGGAGUGGACUCAGGGUAUACAAAAUCGUGGUGUUAGGUGACGGUGGCGUUGGCAAAUCAGCUGUCACUUUGCAGUUUGUCAGUCACAGGUUUCUGGACUAUCACGAUCCUACGAUAGAGGAUUCGUAUCAGACACAGGUGGUCAUUGAUGGUGAGGCAGCUCUCUUGGAUAUUUUGGACACAGCUGGACAGGUGGAAUUUACAGCAAUGCGUGAGCAAUACAUGAGAUGUGGCGAAGGCUUCAUGAUAUGUUACUCGGUAACGGAUAGGCAUAGCUUCCAAGAGACAAUGGAGUACAGAAAACUAAUAUCACGUGUGCGCGCUAAUGAGAAUAUUCCUCUGGUGCUGGUUGGCAAUAAAUUUGAUCUACAACAGCAUCGAAAGGUGACUACGGAGGAAGGCAAGGCACUGGCGGAGGAGCUCGGCUGUCCUUUUUACGAGACAUCCGCUGCCCUCAGACAAUUCAUAGACGAUGCAUUUUUCUCAUUGAUCAGGCAAAUCCGCGCUAAGGAGAGGUCUCGUAAUUCGCAUCGCAAACGCAGCCGUUGGUGGCGAAUUCGCUCGAUAUUCGCUUUUAUUUUCCGGCGGAGGAGACACACUUCCCAUCGUUCUGCGUAAAACUGGUUUUUGAUAAUAAGUUCUUUACCAGAGAGAUCGUUGAAUUAAAACGAUAGCAAUGACGGAAGUGAUGUCAUAACAGAUCACAACGAAAUAGAUAUUACUCAUAAUUUUUUAUAAUUUACGCGAUACAUAGUUACCCUCAUUUAGAGACUGACGAUUCAUUAACAUUGCACUGCCUUAUCAUUGACCCCAAUGCGUAUUUUGAAUAGAGACACGGCAAAGUGAAAUUGUCAAACGGGCUGGAACGCACAUUUAGUAUUCACCUUAGACCUGAGAGAUCUCGAAUCUAUCAUUCGUGCUGCUCAAUUAAAGAAACAUAGAGCAUAGUACGCAAUAGAUUCAUACUUCCUGUGAAGAAUACAGCAUAUACUUGUGACUUCCAGUUUUCUAAAAUGACGAUUUCUUCCGCAAUAUUUAUUUAUGGCUGUUAAUGUUUAUUUAGGUUUCAUAACGUGGCGAUAAACGGAACCUAAGGCAACUAAUUUUAAAUAAGUAAAUCUUUCACAAACGUCUAGUGAAUUAUCUUUUCUGAUAGUUGUAUAAACGAUAUUUAAAUUUUAAUUUAUUUUUAAAUAACGUGACCAAAGAGAAGUAUUUGAUACAAAGCAAGAGGUAAUUCUUAAUAAUGCAAAGAAAAAUAAAAAUGCAAGAUAUUAUACGUAAGCUUUACAAAAUGAAUAGCUGCAAUUUUAAAGAACAUAUAAAAAUUGAAUUUUAUUUAUUUUAAUUUAAUUCAAUGUAAAUAUUUAUCAAAGAUUAUGCUGCUACAAAUUAUGAAUGAGAACUAUAUAAAAGUUGCAGUAAGUUGCAAAGUUUAGAAUUGUUAAAAAUUUUAGUAUUAUUAAUUAUUAUUAAUGUAAAUCGUAUGAUCUCUAAAAUAUUUCGAAAAAAAAAUAUUUCUCUAUGAAAACAUGAAUACCUAUGUUUAUUACAGAUAUAAAUAAUUGAACUGGCAAUAAAAGUAAAUAAUAUAUUAUUUCUAUACAGAGACACAAGAGCUUAGAAAAAAAUAUCAUGUGUAGAUUUUAAAAUAAUCAGAGCUCUUAUAUAUGAGUGGUACGAAUGUUAUUUUUCAAUUCAAAGAAUAUUCCAAUGUAGUUUAAUAUUUAUAAUAAGUAUUUUAAUCAUAUGCAGCUAAUCAGUCAAUAAUUAUUCUUUAGUUUAAUUUUUAGUCAUGAACAGGUAUGACGAGAUUUGUAAUAACUGUGGUAAGAAGUCACAUUAAUAUACAUAUAAACGUAACAAUCAUUUAUAUAUAUAGACAUAACUCAACAUAGUAAUUAUCUAGUCGUUACUUAAUUUUUACUAGUCACAUUUUGUAUUUUGUUGUAACAUAUUGACAUAUUAUUUUAAUCAUUGAAAUAUUAUUUUAAUUAUGAAUAACUAUUGAUAUUAACGCACAAUUUUAUAUAAUUCUCUGUUUUGUUAUGUAUUGCGAUUGACAUUACAAUAUGUAUUGUGAAUGUAUAUACAUGUAUUAUAUGUAAUAUUACAUAUUAUUAAAUGACAUAUUAGAUUUGUAUUAUAUUUAUUUAAUAUUAUGUUUGUACAAUUUAACAUUUUCUAUGUUCAAUGACAGUUAUUGUAAGUUACUGCAAGCACAUAUAUAAUAUAUGUAUACAUUUAUAUUAUACAUAUUAUGUUAUUAAUAUAUGCUAAUAAUUUAUUUCAUAGUAAUAGCAACGAGCGUGGCUAUUUGUAGCAGCAAAUGUAAAGUAUUAUUGGCAGCAUUUAUGAUAAUGACUUUGCAAUAUAAUUGAUAUAAAGAAUGACUGUAUCAAUUGAAAUAAAUGUACCAAUAUACAAUAA